Molecule: messenger RNA, 8200 nt
Organism: Owenia fusiformis
Lineage: Eukaryota; Metazoa; Annelida; Polychaeta; Sabellida; Oweniidae
Source: the annotation of a GenBank genome assembly
CAAAAGUAACAUUACAAGAACACAAAAUACUUUAAUGAAUGACACAAAGUAAGAAAUCUUGGAAAGAAAUUAUGGGGUAAUACAGAUCAUUUAAUUCAGGUAAAACUCAGUUGAGGGAGAUAGCAGAGACCGAUGCCCACAGGAUGAUUUUAGAAACUGAACCAGCAGAAUGGAAGACUAAGGGCACCGUUAACUUAACACCAAAGCAGGCAAGGAAACACACAGCAUGGUCAGAUGUUGUUUCCAACUACGUUGUCAGAAACCUGAAAGUCCUAAGUCAGUUUCAAAAGCUACAUCUCCUGCAGACAAGCUUUGUAAACCAGUUUUUACAGUUAAAAAAGAACUCGGGAAUACUUCUUGAAGGGAAACCACAAAUGAACAGCCAUUUGAAGAGUUUACUUAUUGGCAUAGGUGCUACUAUCAUCGAUGACCUUACCAAACCUUGGGAUUCUCAAGAGAUAACUUUGAUAGGACAAGGAUAUAUACAGAGUGCCACCCCCGAGGGAAUUUAUCAGGCAAUGGCUGACAGGGUAGGAAUCCAAGGUCAGAUACCUCAGUAUUUCCAAAGAGCAUCCAGACAAGAAAGAGAGGAACUUCAGAAAGAAUUAAGCAAAAUAAAUAGAUAUUCGACAAUUGAUCACAAAUUGAUUGGAACCUUGCCGAUCUUUGAAACUAAUGAUGGUGGGCAUUUCCAAUGGGUUUCUCUCGAUUGUGGCGAUCCUAUAAUGUGCAAAGAAGUCAUCCCAAUUAAGAUAAAUGUGAGAAUAAUCAAGAACAGCAAACAGGUGGAGGGAGUGGCUUCACUAGUAGGGAGAAACGCCCGGAAGGAGGCAGAUGUCCUUGUGGACCUGUUUUUACCAUAUCUGAGAUUGCACGAAGAUUUCGAGAAACUCAUGCUCCAUAUACUUGUGAACCAGCACCGAAUGCAGCAACACCAAGAGGGCUGGAAUAGAUUGAGGUAUAAACUGAUGACUGACAAAUGUCUAACAGAUAAACAUGGGAAUCUAUGCCGUAUCAACAUGUUGUACCAUCCAAACCUGUCAAGUUUGGUUGGUCAUAAAGUCCCUCGUGACGUUUACCAGUCACAUCUGGUGAAACUACAAGAACUUGGACUUCAAACUGCACUGUCUAAGGAUGAUAUUCUGACGAUUGCAAGGGAUAUUGAAUAUAACAAUGACACUUCAAAAUCAGUAGCACUUCUGGAAUACUUGGAGCAACAUUACCACAUAUUGCAGGACCUAAGCCUGAUAGAUAAACUCUCUGAAAUUACAUGGAUAGUAAAAGAUGAGACACAGCAUGACGAAUUACCAAAUUCAUUACAUGUAUCAUAUCAAAUUAACAGGACAUUUUGGAAGCCAAGUGAAGUUUGUGACAGAAGGUAUCUUGGUUUAGUUGGAUCCUCGCAACCACUUAUCACAACAACAAAUUUACGACGAGUAUGUGAGGCAUUUAAAUGGGACAACAUACCUUCAAAUAACACAAUAUACCAACACAUGGAAAACAUGGCCACAAGCUUCAAGGAAUUCGAAUCAGAAAAAUCGAUGUAUUUCACCUUAACCAAGGCAGUAUAUCAACAAAUGGGUAGAAGCCCAUCUCUGGAGAAGUUGUUCACAGAAGACAUCGAUUUAAUGUGGAUCUGGCAUGGGAAUGGAUUCGUAGAUUCAUCUAGAAUAUCCCUGACCAAAAUACGAUUCCCCUUGGAGCCCUAUACCUACUGUCUCCCAAACGAAAUGGAAAACUUUAAAAAUAUCAUAAGAAAGGCUCCCGUACAAGAAGGACCAGCUGAGACAGUACUGUUGAAUACAUUGGAAAAAAUGAAUGAAGCCUCAAUCACAGAAAGAAAUUAUGAUAGAGAUUUGGGAAUAGUCGUGAAUGUAGUCAAUAUGAUUGCAUCUAAGGUAAAAGAUAAUACCAUUAAGUUGGAACUAGUGAAAGACCGACUGUUGCUCCCAGUGAAAAAUGACGAGAACAUGGAUAUUCUUGAGCUUAAAAAGAUCAGUGAAUGUGCAUAUAUGUAUAGCGCAGAGGCAUGGCUUUCAGAAAAGUGUAGCACCAAUGUAAUGUCACAUAGCUAUGUCCAUGAAUAUAUAUCAGAAGAUGUAUGCACUUCUCUGGGAGUCCCUUCCCUGAUGAAUCGAAUACAGCAGAAGCAGUUCAGUCUGAUAAGCGAGGCAAUACCAUUUGGGCAAAAGGAAGAACUGUCGCAAAGGCUAAAAAACAUUAUCAAGUCAUAUCCCUGUGACCAAUCCAUCAUGAAAGAGUUGCUGCAAAAUGCAGAUGAUGCAAAUGCUACUGAACUCCAUUUUGUCCUUGAUAAACGCCAACACUCUACAAAGACUGUGUUUGUUGAAAGUUGGGCACACCUCCAAGGACCAGCAUUGCUUGUUUAUGACAACAAACCGUUCACAGAGAAGGACAUGGCAGGAAUUCAGAACCUUGGCAAGGGAAGCAAGGGUGAUGACCCAAACAAAACAGGACAGUAUGGCAUUGGUUUUAAUGCAGUGUACCAUAUAACUGAUACACCAACAUUCCUGACUAAUGGAUCCGAGAUAGGCAAACGCCUGUGUGCAUUUGAUCCUAAUCUUAAAUAUGUGUGUGACAGCAAUAGUCCUGAUUAUGGAAUACAGAUAAAGGCUGGAAAUGAUGUACAGGCAAUUUAUCCAGAUGUGUUCUCGUGUUACAGACAUGCGUCGUUCAGCGAGGCGGAAUCAACACUCUUUAGACUGCCAUUGAGAACUGAAAAAAUAGCAAUCCAAUCUGGUAUCAGCAACAAGGUUAUCAGCCCAGAGAAAGUUCAAAAUUUACUUGAAGAUUUCAAAAGUGAUAUGUUCGAUGCCCUCUUGUUUGUGAAUAGUGUUGAGAAAAUUGUAGUUGGAUCGAUAGAAGAGCAUUCAAAAGAAGGGCGAAUACAUGGCCAAUAUGUAGUAACUGCCCAAAUGUCUGAAAAAGACAAAGCAAAACUCGAUACAUUUAACAAUGAGGUGAAACAUCAUACAAGCGCCCUAAAAGCAGGGGAAAUAUCAAUCGAUAAAAUGCCUCUUGUUGAAGUAGCAUAUGAAAAGGUUAUCACCGAUAACAACAGAAAAGAGAAGUGGUAUAUAUCUAGAAGAUUUGGCUUUGAACAAGGUACGGAAAUAUCGUCUUGUAUCAAGGAGGCUUUUGAAACAGGAGAUCUACGUCUUCUGCCCCAUGGGGCUGUGGCAGGGCGAACUGGAAAGGAAAACCACAGACCAUACAAGGCAUUUUGUUUUCUUCCACUACCUGUGGAAAUCAAUCCACCUGUCCAUGUCAAUGGGCAUUUUGCCCUUGAUGAUGCACGCCGAGGUCUCUUUAAUGACAAGAUGUAUAGGCAUGCAUGGAACCAACUUGUUCUUAAGAAAAUAGUUGUCCCUGCUUAUAUCACAUAUAUAGAAAAUAUGAAAGACAUUCUCAAUUUGGGUUCUGCUGGACUCUUUAAAACAAUAAAAGGGACAUUGAAGGAAUACUACCACUUGUUUCCUGCCAUUCCAUACAACACCGACACACUUAGCUACUGGGAAUUCAUGAAUAUUGAGUUGUAUAAAACGAUAGCCUCUGAAAAAGUCAAGUUACUACCAGUAGUUAUACAGUCUACGUCGGGUACAUGUUCCAUAAGAUGGUGGUUUCCUGAUGAAGAUGUUUACUUUGACAACCAUCCAAAACAGUCUGAUUCAACAGCUGCAUACAUGGCUUCAAACACAACCAGUCUUUCUGAUAAAGAUAGAGGAAAGAAACUAGCUGUGAAGAAUCAAAGUAUAUCUGAUGUUCUAAGAACUCUUGGAAUGAAGUUAUUAGACAUUCCGAAAUCCAUUUGUGACAAUUUCAAUCGUUCUGGUGUUACACUUGAAAAUGUCUCUCCAGCUGCAGUUUCCACUUUUCUGAAGACUUGGAAUUCAGUGGAACCAUCCUGUAAAUUAGAUCUUAUGGUUGCAGUAGAAUUGUCGCCAUUCCGUGAUGUCAGAUGCGUGGAAGAAAUACUUCAGUAUUGCCUCAGUGACAAGAAUGGCAUAGUUCAGCUAGAAAACCUACCACUCUGUUUACGCCAAGACAACAUGCUCUCUCAUUUUACAUCUGCAUAUCCUAUGUUUGUUUCUGAGUUUGUUGACCUCGUUCCAGAGGUAUCUCAGAGGUUUGUCCACGAAGCAUUAGUUUCAGUACUUGAUAAAUAUAUUGAUCAACAUGUGUUACGCGGAUUAUCGAUUAGAAGUAUAGCCGAGCUACUUCCCCAGUCUCGAUAUGCACCCAUGUUGUAUGGGUAUUAUAGAACAACAAAUGUACAAAUAUCGAUGGACUACAACAUGAAGUGUUGGAUUCAAAGGCUAUGGGGAUGUAUGAAUUCUCUAGAAGAAAUCCAAGUAAUUUUACAUGGAAGCGAUGUCACAGCAAAGGUACAGAAAAUUGAAGCAUGUUUACAGCCACUUUCAGAUUGGGCAAUAAUACCAAGUACCCAAAUUGGAAAAGUGACUGAACUGACAGCUGACCGCUUGUGGAUGUCCAACCGAACAAUAGCUAACCCUGUUUUAGUUCCAGUCAGUAGGAGCUACAUAGUCUUAGAUGUUGACUGUAUUAGACCAAAUAGCAUAACAAAGGACUCUCAGCUUUUGAAUGUCUUGAUGAAAGUGCCAAUAUAUAAGUUUGAUUCCAGUGUACUUCCACCGUUUGCUCAGUCGCUUGUUACAACUGUAUGUAAUCCAGAGAAGAUCCUCCAUAUGUUGUUAUACAUAGCAAGACACACACGGGAAAAAAUUUCCCUCUCAUCUGAGGAUGCAAAAACUGUUCUUGAAUAUUUCUCGGAAAAUCUUGAGCACAUAAAGAAUGUACCAGAUUCCAGUGCUUUGUUACGACAGCUUCCAUUGUUCGGUACAAUGCAGUAUAAUUGUGUUACUUUACAAUAUAACUGCAUUUCAGUGACAGACAUAGAUAAACAUGACAACCUCCAUGAUUUAGAUGUAUAUGUUAUUCCAAAUGGAAUUCCAACUGCUGGAAUGGACUGUUGGCUCCAUGGUAAAACACAGAGGAGAUGUUUCUUGCGAGAGGAGAAGAGAUUUGUGGAACUAUACAACUGGCUUGGAUUCACAAGCCAGACUGUGGCAGAAUUGUACUGUAGCUUUAUGUUCAAUCAAUUCAACAUGUUGAGCCUCGAAGAUAGAAAAGAACACAUGAGAUACCUAAAGAACCGUAUUAUACCAGAUCUAGACCACAGCAUCAAUACAGAGGCCAAUCACUCUUCACGUUCAGAUAAAAUGAAAGCAACUGAAGAACGAACUGUUCUUCUUCAUGGUUUGAGGACACUCGAAUUAAUAGAAGACCCAUUAGAUACUAAUAUAUUUCAUUGUGUAUCAGAUUUCGUCGAUCCUCUUAACCUUGUUUGGAGAGAAAUGAGACCAAAUGAAUGUUUGACCAAGCCAUGGUAUCCAUCUUACAGAAAGGAAAAUGACAGAUGGGGACGUAUUGUCGAUACCAAUGACGACUGGAUACCGUUUUUUAGGAGGUUCGGUUUGAGAUCAUACAUUAGCCCAGAAGAGUUUGUAAAGUUCGCAAAAGAAGUUGAGAGUGAUGUUAAACUGUUAAAUAUGGAUGAGUCAUCACACCUCAAUACGCAAGAACCCACAGAAAGCGUCUGGGAUGACAUAUUGAAAAAGUCAAAAAUACUAGUACGUCAUCUGAUCCACAGAGAGUAUCUUCUAACUGAAGGAAUACUGGAUAAAGUGAGGAAUAUCAAGUUUAUCUCAUCACAUGUAGUUAAUGAGCCACUGAAAAGUAUAUUUCCUCAGGAUAUCUUCAUUAGAAAGGAUGGGAAAUCCGUUUCCAGAACGUACAUAUGUUUCGAAAAUUCUUUGAGUCCAGACUUUGACAGAUUAACGUGGACAGUUUCCUCUCUGUUGCCCAGGUAUGCAGACAUAUCAGCUUUACAAUAUGCAGACCUGCACACUUCACUUUGGACAGACCAACCCGUACAACCUUUGGAAUCAAUAAGAGAACAGAUACACAGAUUGCUAUUAUCACCGCAGAAACCAACAGGUUCCCAAGUUGGCCAAAAUUGGUUAAAUGUUUGCAAGGCAGUUAAACUCAACAAGCUUAAUGAUAUCCAAAGAUCUGGUCUUGUUGAUAUUUGUACUGAAACAUUUGAGUACUUGCAGAAAUAUGAACAUCAUAAUAUAGAACAAAGUGUCUGCAAUCAAUUAAAGAAUAGCAAGGUUGUCUUUGUUGAAGAGGGACAUAGACUUGUUAUCCCAAGGCAGCUUAUAACAAAUCCAUUCAAAGGUGAGGAAAUACCAGGAUUUAUUUAUAAAAUACCAACCAAUCUGGAGCGUUGUAAGAUUAUUUUACAUAAAUUGGGAUCCACGGCAAAUAACACUCUGUUCCAGCUAGCAAGUAUACUCAAGGACAUACAUGAUGCAAGUAUAAAAUGCAGUGAUAUCACAGUAUCAAGAGAUGUAAAUGCAAAGAGUGCCUUCAAAAAUGCUGUCAAACAGUUUUUUGAAAUUGUCAAAAGAACAGAAGAACCUGAUUUCUCGGGUAUUGGCAGUUUGUACCUACUCUCAGAGGAAGAUCAAGUAGUAAAUGCGGCACAUCUUGUUUGCAAUAACAGACCCGCCUACAAAUCAAGAGUGGAGGAUAAAGUCAUCGAGUCACUUUGUUUCAUGAAAAAACUCAAAAUGUUUGGCGUGUCAGUCGAAAAUGAAGUAGACUUGAUAAGGCGACUCCCAGAGUCAUUACAGCCACAGAUGCUCUCAUCUAUCGUACAAGAGGUCGCAACUGAAGACAGCCUGGAACCUAUAAUAGAGGGGCAUCCGUUUGUGGAAAAAUUGAAGUCUAUCCUCAGAGAUGACAAGUUCUUUCAUGUUAUUCUUCGAUUGAUACAUGAUGAUGAAAGCAAAAAACAUGAGAAAGACAUCGAUCUUGUGAUAAUCGAAAAAUUGAAGCGCAUACAAGUGAUAGGAACAGGACAUAUCAUGACUGUAUUGGAGCAUAGGGACAACAACGAAACGAUACCCAAUACAGAAAUAACAAGCCAUUAUCAUGUUGUUAAUUCUGAUUCGAGCUGUCAAUUCUACAUAAACACAAGAGAAAUUUUGAAAACUCAAGUCUUCAAUGCCCUUACAAAAAUUAUAGCCAAAUUGCACGAAGGUCUGGUCAAACAUCAUCUUAUCAUACGUGACAUGCUCAGUGCUGGAAAUCUAACUCAAGUAGCUUCGGAUCUUGAUAAAGAAGGAAUACGAGAGUAUAGUAAAGUGGGAAAAUGCAGGUUCCUUCCUGAACCUGGAGAUUAUGUACCUAUUAAUGACCACCACUUACUGGAGAAACGCCUUUUGAUCACUCAAGAAUUUGUAGCAUUCUCCGAGGACAGUAUUGUAGAUCAUAUGAGUUAUGAUUCAAUACCUGGCGAUAUGGUCUACAGAUAUGCGAAGAUUAUCACAGAAGUCAAGCAAGGAAAUAAAACCUACAAGAUUUAUGAGAUAGACAUAGGUGGUGGGGAGAAGGUAGAAAAGCCUGAAUUUGAAUUGUAUGCUUUUAAAUCCAUCACUGAUUUUGAGGACAAUACAAGUACAGAAGCAGAUCUACCCACUAAUGACAUGAUUAAGGAAGGGGUGUCCAAUAUUUUAGCAAGUUCAUGGGAGUUGGAAGAGAAUGUAAGAAUUCGUUAUGUAACCCGUUUGAUGGAAAUGUGGCAAGCGUCUGAAAACCCUCACAGGGAAGAGGCAUUUUGCAACAGCAUUAUUCAACAUAUACUAGAUGAAAAUGAUAGACUAUCAAAGGUUAACAGAACUCCUAAGCAAGAAAUUUAUGACAAUUUCCAAGAUGAAGAAUGCGAUAGAGAGCAACCAUCAUAUACUGACUCACUCGAGAAGGUUAGAGACUACCUAUAUGCUAGAUCACAAAUACACAAAGGUCAGCGCAAGAGGUACUUAGAGCAUAUCAAGAGCAACUCAGUAAACUCUGAUCCAUCCUUCCCUUCAUCAACUAGAAAUAAAAUGUUCAGUUUUGAACAAUCACCAUCGUUUGGUGCCAAGAACCCCCAGCCUGGUGAAGCAGUAAGAUGGAUGAAACAAGCAAAGUUUGACCUUGAGGCUGCUAAAUGUGACUCUCUUAUCAAGUGCAAAGAAUGGAUCUGCUACAUAUGUUUACAGGUGAGAACCCUCUGAUUGCUAUGUUCAGUUGUGGUCUAGCAUUUGAAAGA